Lethenteron reissneri (Far Eastern brook lamprey) is the source of this 1780-nucleotide messenger RNA. RefSeq names its product transcription factor HES-1-B-like. Gene Ontology annotation, molecular function: DNA binding; protein dimerization activity. Lineage: Eukaryota; Metazoa; Chordata; Hyperoartia; Petromyzontiformes; Petromyzontidae. The record is from RefSeq and is a predicted model, not a curated record. Gene Ontology annotation, biological process: regulation of DNA-templated transcription.
GGCUGUUGUGACCCACAACACGCGCAGGGCUCCCACCACCACCGCCGCACCGACCGCGCGCUGCUCGCGUAGCUGCCUUUCUCUGGUCACCGACUCGGCGUGAAGACCCUUCGGCAGCAGCAGCAGCAUCAUCGCCAUGCCCGUGGACACUCUCGACAAGAAUGCCUCGUCUCCCGUGGCCGCGUCGACCGCUUGCAACGCGGCGGCGGCGCCCCCAGACAAGCCCAAGUCGGCGAGCGAGCAUCGCAAGUCGACCAAGCCGGUGAUGGAGAAGAGGAGGAGGGCUCGAAUUAACGACAGCCUCAAUCAGCUCAAAGCCCUCAUCCUGGAAGCUCUCAAGAAAGACAGCUCCCGACACUCGAAGCUGGAGAAAGCGGACAUCCUCGAGAUGACGGUGAAACAUUUGAGAAGUCUGCAGAGACUCCAAAUGAGCGCCGCCCUGUGCGCAGCAGACCCGGGCGUGCUGGGCCGUUACCGCGCGGGCUACAGCGAGUGCGUGAACGAGGUGACGCGGUUCCUGUCCACCAGCGAGGGGGUCCACGCCGCGGUGCGGACGCGCCUCUUGGCGCACCUCGCCGACUCCAUGGCGGGCAUCCCCUCCGGGACCGGUGGGGGGGUCUCCCCUUCCCCCCUCGCCGCGUCGGGGAACCCCCCAGCGCUGUCGCCCCUCGCCCUCCACGGAGCCGCGCUGCCCGUCUCAUCCUCCUCCUCCUCCACCAACACAUCCGUGUCCUCCGCCACGAACUCCUCCGGCGGCGCCUUGAGUUUGAGCGCUCGCCUGGCCGCGUACGGGGCCGCUGGCGUGCAGGUCAUCCACACGGCGGAGGGGCCCUUCGCCUUCAUCAUGGCCAAGGGCGCGCAGUGCGGCGCCGGGUUCCCCCAGCAGCCGGGGCCCGUGAUGGUGCCGCUUUUUGCGGGCGGUGUCGAGGGACAGCAGCAGCAGCAGCAUUCUCCACCCAGCAGCCCCCCCGUCAAGCCGGGCUCGCCCCCCCUUCUGGGUUCCACCUCCAUAAGCCCAGUCGUGCGGGGACAAGCGCGGCACGGCCAGCCCCUCCAGCCGGUGCACAGGGCCUCCGCAGCCGUGUGGAGGCCCUGGUGAUAGAUGGACCCAACCCCCACCCUUCCCACCACCCAUCCUCCUCUCAUGGGGCCAGAGAUGAAACUCGUGGAGACAAAAUCUAUGCCACGUGGGUCACAACAAGCCAGAGUUUGUGCCCACGUGAGGCCCUCAAAUGAUCGAUCGCUGCUUGGGCCACGGGGUUUUGUUGUUGUUCAAUUCUCCUUCCAGACGUUUGCAAUGAAAAUCAAACCACGCCGUGCCUCUCCGGCCCCCGUGGUGUCCACACGCACUGCGGGCCUCGCCUCAAACUUAUCACUGCCACGCGCGUCUCCCUGCGAACGCAACGCGAAUUGUGCCUUCUUCACAAUACUCCUCGUCGGCGUCUUCGACGUUCGAAGCCCAACGCGAUUCGUUUGGUGAAAGAGAGCCGCGCGCGUGCCUCUCAGCGCGGUUUUUGUACAUAGCGUGGUCGCUGUCAAUACGUUUCACUCUCGUUGUUGUUUUAAAUUAUGCCUAAUAUAUGUCGUAUGCGCGAAGAUGUACAUCAUUGUGACGGCAGUGAGCGCGUGUCGUCAACGCGUGCCGAUAUUCGCCCUUGUAGGGCGGUGAAACAUUUUUUUUUUACCAAAAAAAAAGAGCCUCUGCUGCUAUAUGACACCAUCAUCAUCUCGACACGGUGAUGGGAGUUAAUAAAAAAGAACACAUUUUAUAUAUCUAUAA